UCGUCAUCGCCCGAACACUGUCUUUUUAUGACAAAUUUGGGCUAAAAUAUUAACUUUUAGUCCGUUUUGCGUCCAAUAGUUAAGCCUUAAAAAUGGCGUUUUGCCGUGUGGUGUUCCCGUUGCUAGUUCUAAGUAUAGUAAGUUGUUCCGCAUCGUUCGUCCCUGUGUACAUUUGGGGUGAUCUGGCUAAGUAUUCGGGUCCCUUGGAUUCCGUCAGCCAGUUGUCGUCAUCUGAGUUUCGCCAGAUCUUGAAGCAUGAGGUUUCGGCCGACACUGACACUGUAGUUUUCGUCGAGGAUACGCUUUCCGUCGAAGAUUUUUCAUUGAAAAACAGCGAUGGCGAGUCCAUUUUCUCUUACCUGCACUCGACUGUCGCUGACGCUAUUUACUUGUCUUCAGUCAGCAAUACGUUGAAGGCUAUCGACCAGAUCGCGGACCCGUCAGAGACAGAUCACAUUAAACUUACUGAAAAUGGUUUAUCGGAAGAGAUUUCACCGAACAGCGAUGGAAAAGGCAGGUUCGUGGUGAUCAGGCUUGUAGAUGCUCGCGAAGGGGAAUCCAGGGCUGAGAUGCUCGAACGCCAUGACCAGUUCAUCCAGGAGACCGUUACGAAGAUGCAAAAGGAGAAUGCCAAGGUAGUUGCUGUGUACACUGCUGAAUAUCCCUCAUACACCAUCCCUAAGACAUACUCGAGGACCCGUCGUGCUGCUGAGGCUAACCCCAUGACAUACGGAGUCAGCGGUCUCCGCUUGUACGCCGCCAGCAUUGAAUUGAAGGAUGGAAACACCACUACUCCUCUAUCUGUCCUGUCAGCAACUAGCUCUGAGUUCAACGGCACCACUCAGAACACCACUUUGACUUUUGACACCACUUCUCUAGUAUUGAACUUCAACAAGAAGGGUGGAUACUGGUUCUUUGACUCGGUAACCUUGAAUGUGGGAGCUGUCUCUGAGGAGCUGCACCCCAAUGAUGAGGUGUUCGCUAUCCUGGACUUCUCCUACCGCUGUCAGCAGCACAUUAGCUUCUCCACUGUGAACGAGACCCGGGCAUACACCUUGAGCUUCAAUGACUUGAAGAUCCAGCCAUUCUUCACAGAGACCAACACCACCCAGCAAUUUGGUGACUCCUUCAACUGCGUAGGAUUCUUCUCCGCACCCAUCUGGGCUGGUCUCCUCGUAGUCUUCAUACUCCUUCUGAUAACCUUCUACGGCAUCAUGAUGAUGCUGGACAUCAGAACCAUGGACCGGUUUGAUGACCCCAAGGGCAAGACUAUUACAAUUAAUUCUGAGUAAUUUAUUAAUUAAGAAAAUGGUGUUUUAGUAUAUUUUUGUGAGAGAUUUUUUUAGACACCCUGUAUAUGUUUCACUUCUGGUUUGAUAUAUUUUCAUUUAUAGGGAAGCAAUCAGAGAUUUUUAGUAUAUUUUUUAUUUGGUAUUGAUCUAGUAAUUUUGUAAUUCUGUCUAUUUUAGCAUUAAGAAUAUUUUUUUUAUGUCUAUCCAAACCCAAUAGAACUUGGGUUUGGUAAGACUAAUACCUUUUUUUUUUUCAUUUUUUGACAUUUUCUUUUUGAUUUUCAUCUCUCACUGAAUACCUAUACUAAAACAUCAUUGUCUAUACAAAAACGUUUAAAAACGUUAAUGGUGCCGUAGUAAUGACAGUUCAUGUUCUGAGCUCAAAUCCACUCCAAAACUAUUUAUUGUAUUAUAGUCGAUUAGCCAGUAACAGCAAGAAGUUUACACGUCACGGUUAUAUAGCUGAAGCAUACUGCUGUUGCGUGGCGUGAUGUUACGUCAGGAGGAUGUCACGUCUGGCCUAAGGGCGGUUUUAAUUGUAUCCAAGUUGUUGAUUAAUCGAUUAAGAAAGUAAAAUGUUUCCGCCUUAAAUGUAUGAAAAAAAUUGACCAUUGUAGCUUAGUUGGUAAAGCGACUGGUUUGCUCAACUAGUGUCACAGGUGCAAGUCCUAUCCGAGAUGUUUUUUCAAUUACUUUACAAUCAAUGGAUUUAAAGGUCGUGUUGUAUCAAAUGGCGUGCUUAAUUGACAUCUGACGCGUCACGUUACGCCACGAAACAUAAGUAUGUUUCAACUUCAAAAUGUGUGUUCACUUUUUGCUCUGUCACGUAUAAAUGACAAAGGCGUUCGAAGGGAUAAAUAAGAGAUGUUUUCGAAGUAUUUAAUACGAUUAGAUGAACGGUGCCUCCAGCCUAGACAAUAGCAACAAGACUUUUUCAAAAUUAGUCGAUUUUCGAAAACCGACUAUUCUACGACACGAAAUUUUAAAAUCGACUAAUUUGUAUUCGAUGUUCAAAACGCUAAUAUUAUACUCUUACCGCGUAUUUGCUUAUAAAAAUCGCUUCUAUGUAUAUUAAAUGUAGAUAUAAAAAUAAGUGUGUAUGAACCAUUAAUGUGCCUACAAAAAAAAAGAAAAUAGCAAAUGGGUGAUGUAUAUAUUUAUAUAUACUUAGAGAGUUCAUCCAUUAGAUGUACAAAGCUUCACCUUUCUGUUGCAGUCGGGUAAAAACGGCUUAUUAAAAAAACAUGCACUAAGGAAUUUAAUAAUUACGCCGAAAUGUCACAACAUUCAAAUCACAAGCACAAAAAAAUGUGAAUAAAAAUAAACUUGUCUAUUGCAUGAACUCUUUAAGCUAUGAACUAUUAGCCUAUGAACCAUGGCCUUAUACCAGUAAAUGCAAGUUAACCUCCAUGUGGACAACGAUAAUAAUAAUCCGAGCUUCUUGAAUUAAUCGCAUAGUUUAUUAGAAUAAGAGCCGGGCUUUUGACAAGUAUCUUUUUUAAAUCUCAUCUGACAGAUGUGAUUUUGGGUAUUA
Trichoplusia ni (cabbage looper) is the source of this 2826-nucleotide messenger RNA. RefSeq names its product V-type proton ATPase subunit S1 (gene VhaAC45). NCBI's taxonomy places the organism in Eukaryota, Metazoa, Arthropoda, Insecta, Lepidoptera, Noctuidae. The transcript has 3 exons. Bases 93 to 1292 code for a protein of 399 amino acids. The record is from RefSeq and is a predicted model, not a curated record. Gene Ontology annotation, cellular component: proton-transporting V-type ATPase complex.